Molecule: messenger RNA, 2312 nt
Organism: Myxocyprinus asiaticus (Chinese sucker)
Lineage: Eukaryota; Metazoa; Chordata; Actinopteri; Cypriniformes; Catostomidae
Product: prolactin-releasing peptide receptor-like
Exons: 3
Coding region: 132-1196 (354 amino acids)
Biological process (GO): G protein-coupled receptor signaling pathway
Cellular component (GO): neuron projection; plasma membrane
Molecular function (GO): neuropeptide Y receptor activity; neuropeptide binding
Source: RefSeq, a predicted model, not a curated record
GAGCGGAAACCGCUGCGCGCCACCGACGCGCCGUUUGGAGACGGAGAAAAAGUGCAUUCGAGCGUUUUGAUUCAGAAGCAAGAUUAUCUCUUUAUUUGAGCAGGGGGAGACAUUAGAGUUUUGAACAAGGUAUGGAGGACUCUGGCUGGCUGAGUGGAGAAGAGCCCCCUGGUGCCCACGCCUAUGAGGUGAUGGUGGUCCAGAACACCACAGCUCCUCACAACUACCCUUUUGCAGACGUUGCCCUCUUGCAGACCUUCAAACCACUCAUCAUCCCAUGUUAUGUUCUUGUGGUGCUGGUGGGCGUCUUUGGCAACUAUCUUCUGAUCUACGUCAUCUGCCGCACCAGAAAGAUGCACAAUGUUACCAACUUCUUCAUCGGCAACCUGGCCUUCUCAGACAUGUUGAUGUGUGUGACUUGUGUGCCGUUCACACUGGCCUAUGCCUUCAGCCCUCACGGGUGGACGUUUGGACGCUUUAUGUGCUACCUGGUGUUUCUGAUCCAACCCGUCACUGUAUAUGUGUCUGUUUUCACCCUCACAGCAAUUGCUGUCGACAGGUACUACGCCACAGUCCACCCUUUGAAGAAGCGGACCUCAAUGGCGGCUUGCGCCUAUGUGCUCUCUGGAAUCUGGUUGCUUUCCUGCGUGCUUGUAGCUCCUGCUGUGGCCCACACAUAUCAUGUAGAGUUCAGAGAAGAGGGUUUGACCAUAUGUGAGGAGUUUUGGUUAGGUCAGGAGACCCAGCGACUGGUCUAUGCCUACAGCACGCUUCUACUCACCUAUAUCCUGCCUUUAUCCGCGGUCUGUGUCUCAUACCUUUGUAUCUCUGUGAAACUCCGCAACUGUGUCGCCCCGGGACACCGCACACGAGACCAAGCCGAGGCCCAGCGCACUCGCAAACGCAAGAUCUUCAGGUUGGUUGCUCUGAUUGUGGCAGCGUUUGGAGUCUGCUGGUUGCCCAUCCACGUUUUUAACGUACUACGCGACAUUGAUAUCCAUCUUAUCAACAAGCGGCACUUUCUUUUGAUUCAGUUGUUGUGUCAUCUGUGCGCAAUGAGUUCGUCGUGCUGCAACCCGUUCCUGUAUGCGUGGCUGCAUGAUCGUUUCCGAGCAGAGUUGCGCAAGAUGUUCAUGUGCCAUCGCCGCAUCGGGAUACCUGCCGACCACUGCGGAACAGCGAGCGUGGUACUGUGACCAUCUCUGCAGGCAGAGAACAGACUGUACAAAAACAUAUGAAGUGCAACUUUAUGUGACUGGAUCAUGGGCGGUGAUGUGCCGAAAUAUUACUGCCUGCCAGAUUCUGACUCCCCGCUACCUGAUUGGCCCUUAUCCCUAAAGGCCACCCCUACACCCACACCUAACCUCAUUGGUCUCUACCCCUAAAGCCCAUCCCUACACCUACACCUAAACGUAAGGAUACUAGAGUCAAAAUUUGGCACUAAACCAGGUCUAAGAGGGGGCUAGGGUGGAACUUCUCAAACCCCAGGAACUUCUGACAACCCCCCUCAUGGUCUGAUGAACAGACAACCACUUGCCCCCAUUAUUUGUCAUGUAUUGACAAAUGAUGAAUUGUUAUGAAUGGGCAAAUGCCAAAUGAUUCAAGCCUUAACAUUGGGCUGAAUGGAGUUUGCCAAGCUUGCAAUGAAUUGUUGGUUAAAACGAUCACAUCCCACAAGAUUUAAAUCAAUAUUAAAUGGUGUUAGCAACCCAUUUUAUUUUCAUUAUGUGACAUUUUCAGAUAGAAACAGGAUGUUCAAUGAAAAAAAAAAUGUAAGCCAGGACUUUAAUUCAUUGGAAAUGUAUUGGAUCUGAAAAAAUAUUGAUGAAUGGACCAGCACAGAUGGCCACGGCGGCUAUAUGAGAAGAGUUUGGAGUAUUAAUAAAAUAAGAUGGCUUGAAGAUGUCAGCCGUAAAGGAAAGAUGCUUCAGGGGAAGAGCAAGUUAUUACAUUUUUAUGAGAGAUUAUGAAGAUGAACAUAUUUUAUUUUGAAUAACGUAUACUGACAAAUUCACAAUACGACUAGGAACAUAUUAAGGAAGCAAACAGUCAAUUUUGACUUCAUGCUAACUUGUGCCACAAGUUUGUUCAAUGACUCGUUUUGCCAUUCGCUUUUACACUGGAAAAUCUCAAGUCUCAAAGAAGCCUUUUCACAUCCAUGAAUCAUCUAAGAGGAUUUCUGUGAUCAUUCAGUGAACUACAGAAAUGUGAAUGUGCAAUACAACAAAUGAAAACUCUUGUGAUAAAUAAAGAUGUCCAUUGUGGAUAGUUACAUUAGCAAGUCAGACAUACCUAAAAAACAAUGUUAACUU